AUGACCAAUUUCAACUGUCUGGGCAAACAAGGAUGCAUCGAUGCAUACAUCAACGGUCUUAAGACCAAGCGGCCUCUGUUGGUUGUGGCGUUGAACAUCUCCACGGCGCAGAAUUACAACCACACCCACUGUGAUAGCUGGGUCACAAGGCGGGAUGUGAAAGCCCACUACUGCCUGGUCGGCGCUGAGAGCGACAUCAGCCAGCGAUAUGGCCUGCACUACGGAAAUCAGAUCUUCGCGGUGAUGAGUGUAUGCACGUUGCUGCAAUGCUACACGAUCUUCUUCGUCUGGUGGAUCUCUCGCAGAAAGCCUGGCCAAAGUCAAGAAGAACGAACCAUGGUGUUGAUAGGUGAUGUGGUCGCGGACUAUUUAGACUAUCCAAGUAAUAUGCCCAGGUCUCAGGCCGUGUGUGCGUAUCCGCAGGUCCGGUGCCGCAAGAGGGGCUUUCGUGGUCCAGGACUGUCAGCGGCAGCGUUUAUCCCUCAUAUUAUUUCUGCUCGGGAUAGCAGCUCUAUUGGCUAUUCCAGUCGAUUCCGUAGUCUUUUGGGAGCACCGGGACUGAACAUGAGCAUCCCCGCCAUCGUCAAGCUCGGCUUCAGCCUCAACCCCGGCUAUCUCGGCCUCCUUGUCACCUUUUUGGGUGCGGUCCCUCCGCCUGGAGGGGAAGAAAUCCCUGCGCGUGUUCAUGCUGCUGAGGAUGUGGUCCUACCUACUCUCCCUGCCCCUCACCAUGUCAUCACGACGUGUCCUCCCAAGCUCCCGACUGGGGUCCAGCAGUAUUCAUCUCGAAUUGCUGUGUUGGAGACUCCGAUAUGCACCUUUUACCCGUCAGCAUUGAUGUGGUAUCUGAGUGUCUUGACGGAGGUGGCGGCCUUACCACUGGUUACCACCUCCCACAACUCGCCUUUUCAUUGGACGGAUGUCGAGUUACGCUCGCCUGAAUAUAAUGGCAUGGAUAUGUUCCCGUUUGUGGCAUACAUGGCCCGGCUAAGUCGUCUACAAUUUUUGGGGGUUGCCGUUACUUUUCAUCUGCUCUAUGUCUGUUCCAUUUUCGAUGUUUACUUUGUGAGCCCCGUUGUUGGGGGCAUGAAGGCCCACCGCGUCCAGACUUCCGAACCUCCUCCGGCUCAACGCGUCGUGCUCUUUGUCGCUGAUGGUCUUCGCGCGGAUAAGACCUUCCAACAAUUCCCCGACCCGUCCCCAGAUGCCCCCGCGAAUGAGACGGCCCAAAUACUACGCCACUUGGCCCCGUUUCUGCGCUCACGAGUGUUGGAAUAUGGUACCUUCGGAGUCUCCCACACACGAGUGCCAACUGAGUCGCGCCCAGGCCAUGUGGCCCUCCUCGCGGGCCUCUAUGAGGACGUCUCCGCUGUCACCACGGGCUGGAAGCUGAAUCCAGUAGGUUUUGAUAGUGUACUGAAUCGCAGUCGACAUACAUGGAGCUGGGGGAGCCCAGAUAUCCUACCCAUGUUUGCGCACGGAGCAGAACCGGGGCGCGUGGAUACAUACAUGUACAGCGCGGACGCAGAAGAUUUCAGCAAGGAUGCCAUCGAAUUGGACCGCUGGGUUUUCGACGGCGUCAAGCGCUUUUUUAACUCAGCAACAGAGGAUAUAGAAUUGGAAGCAGCGCUGAGACAGGAUAAAAAUAUCUUUUUUCUUCAUCUCCUUGGCUUAGAUACAUCGGGCCACGCUUACCGUCCCUAUUCUCGCGAAUACCUGCACAAUAUCCAGGUCGUGGAUCAAGGGGUGCGGGAGUUGACUGCCCUAUUCGAGGCCUUUUUUGCGGACGAUCAAACGGCCUUCGUCUUCACCGCCGACCAUGGCAUGAGUGACUGGGGUAGCCAUGGAGACGGCCAUCCGGAUAAUACACGAACGCCGCUCAUCGCAUGGGGCGCGGGCGUGCCCCGUCCGAGAACAGGGCCCAUUGGCAAUGUCGCGCGCGGGCACGAUGAUUUCUCCGCCGAUUGGUAUCUGGACCAUGUUGAGAGGAAUGAUGUUGCCCAAGCUGAUAUUGCGGUCUUAAUGGCAUAUCUCGCGGGAAUCCCGUAUCCAGUUAAUUCGGUCGGUCGGCUUCCUUUGUCGUAUAUUGAUGCGGACGAGUCUGGCCAGGCGGAGGCACUACUAGUAAAUGCUCAGGAGAUUUUGGAGAUGUAUCGAGUCAAAGAACGUCGUACAAUGGCCAAGAAAUUCUGGUACGUCCCUUUCGCGGGGCUAGCUGACGAUCGAGACCAGACAACAAGCCAAGAAGAGAGAAUUAGUCGGAUACGCGCAGCAAUCGACAAGGAUAACCCCGAACAGGCAAUCCAAGAAUGUCAGGAAUUUAUCGAUCUGACCCUCCAGGGCUUGCGCUACUUACAGACCUACGACUGGCUUUUCCUUCGAGCUCUUAUUAGCAUGGGUUAUUUGGGGUGGAUGGCAUUUGCCCUCACAACCGCUCUCACUCAACAUGGGCUACUAAACUCAGACAAGAAUUUCCAGCUUAACCGCUCCUCUGUUAACGCAUCGGUGUUGGGGAUUGCCUCGAUUGCUCUUCUGGCAUUUCUGUAUCUACAGAGUUCUCCUUAUCACUAUUACGCGUACGCCACCUUCCCAAUUCUCUUCUGGGCGGAGGUGUUGGCGUACCGCGGGGCCUGGAUCCGAGCUAUUAGGACGACCUCAAAGCAAUUUUCCGCCAGCAAUGUGACUACAGGCACUGUCGGUGGAUUGGCGUUUGGCCUUCUUCUGGAAGCGAUUGUCCAAAGCUUUCAUGAUCGAACGAUUUACACGCUGGUCUAUGUUCUCGCCAUCUUCUGGCCGUUAAUGUACGGUGCAGAAUUCAUUCUGUCCAAUUGGUUCCUAUGUUUGGCAUGGGCGCUCCAAUGUGCCUCCAUGAGCAUAUUCACACUUCUUCCAGCAAACAAAACGGAAGACACUACCUUGAUCACUCUUGGAGGUGUGCUUAUGUUUGCCUUCGGCGUGUGGUAUCUAAUAUUCGAGACAAAGAUCCUCAACCGAGGAUUCUCGGAGCGCGAAACCGUUGCGACCGACCGAAUCUCGAAAGUUGGAUUAGUGCCUCUGGCUCUUCUUGUUACACUUUCCGCAGCAGCAUCAUUACAGUCUAAGGAAGGACUCCCGCGUCUCACACAGUUACUGAGUUGGACAAUCCUUGUAAGCUCUUUUGUGCUUCCAUUUCUCCAUUCUCGAACUGGAAUCCGCCAUCACAUCCACCGUCUGGUAGUGAUAUUUUUCACCUUUGCCCCACUAUUCAUCCUUCUCACCAUCUCCUACGAGGUUCCACCAACGCCCUCCUAUCAGCAGCAGCGGCAAAGAAAUCGAUUUCUCCCUCCAAGUUCGACCCCUACAUCAUUCCGAUGCCCGCACCGCCCUCUUCUUCCUUUACCUCUCUCCCACUCCGCUUUCUUCAGCACCGGCAACAUCGCCUCCAUCUCCUCCUUCUCUCUUGACGCUGUUCUCCGCCUGAUCCCCGUCUUCGAGCCCUUUAGUCAAUCUGCCUUGCUGAUCCUCAAGAUUUUGGCGCCCUUUGUCCCUGUCUCGGCCAACUUGGGCAUCUUGACCCGGUCGCUGCGAUUGCGGCCCGGUGCACUUUUUGUGUUAGUCGUCGCCGCGAGCGACUAUCUGACGCUAAGGUUCUUCUGGCGCGUGCGGGAUGAGGGCUCGUGGUUGGAGAUUGGGGAGAGUAUUACGGUCUUUGUACUGGCGUCUUUGCUGUGUGGGUUUGUGGCGGUGCUGGAGAUGGUUGGGGAGGGGUCACCUAUUGCACCGGAUAUUUAUUCACCUAUUGACCUCGUUAUCAAUGCUUUGCCAAGCUGGGCUUGCGCCAUCCGCGGAUUUUGCAUUAUGGACACUGCCGGGUUGGUCCAUCAGAAAGCAUUUGUGAAGUCCAAGGAAGCACAAUGA
This is a messenger RNA of Aspergillus tanneri, 3897 nucleotides long. RefSeq names its product GPI ethanolamine phosphate transferase 1. Gene Ontology annotation, molecular function: mannose-ethanolamine phosphotransferase activity. The transcript is spliced from 14 exons. NCBI's taxonomy places the organism in Eukaryota, Fungi, Ascomycota, Eurotiomycetes, Eurotiales, Aspergillaceae. The coding region runs from base 1 to 3897 and encodes 1298 amino acids. Gene Ontology annotation, biological process: GPI anchor biosynthetic process. The record is from RefSeq and is a predicted model, not a curated record. Gene Ontology annotation, cellular component: endoplasmic reticulum membrane.